AUGGUGACGCAUCAUGGUAUCUCGGCGACGUACUGCUGUCGGCCACUACCCCGAGUCCCGAGUAUACACAUAAACAAAGCUGGAGUUUACAAAUGUCAAGCCCUAUCAAACACCGUGAGCUUACACUCGGAUAAUAGUUCUGCGUUAACCAUCACUGCUGUUGAAGGAAACACAUAUUCAAAGAAACAGACACUGAAAAUAGAACCUGAACGCACAACAAUUUACCCUGGAAGAAAUGUAGUUCUUACUUGCUCUGAUGCACCGAUGGGUUGUGCUGUGAAAACCAUUUUUCUGGUUGAUUCCAAACCUGUAGCUGAGAGCACUAAAUCGAUGACUGCUCAAAUCACUAUGAACAGCACUUAUAGUGGGAAGAAAAUAGCCUGCAGGCUGGAGCCAUUCGAGAAUAUUACAUUCGUAGAUUCAGAUGACAUGGGGACCUUACCAACAGAAGAUGCCAAUAUCAAGGUCACCACCGUGAAAGCGAUUGUAAUAGACGCGACUGGGGAAGAGCUUAAAACAGACACAACUUACAAUAUUGGAGCAGAAGGACCAACCAUCACCUGCCAGACCACCCCAGCACCAGAAAGUCUAAACCCUGAAAAAUUGUUGACGUAUGAGUUUUUAACGCCUAAACAUGGGACAGUGCAACAAAACAGUGCCUCGAAGAUACAUAGAGUGCCUACCAAUAAAAUAAGUGAUACAACUUACACAUGCACAGCCAAAUAUGAAAUGAAAAAUUCACUUGCUUCAGUGCAAACUAUAAAAGUAACUGUCUGUGCCAACAAUGUGACUGUUGCUGCUAGCGGCACUGCUUUAAGUAUAGGAUCAACCCUAGUUUUGUCAUGCGGCCUAGGACAAGAUGCAACACUCACCUACACAUGGCUUUUCAAUGAUAAAAUUAUCGAUGGCCAAGCUGACUGGAAGAUCCAACUCUACAACUUCACUGUGGCUGACAUCGGACUGUACAAGUGUUGGAACAUUCUAUUUAAAGAGGUCAAAAAUUCUUGA
This is a messenger RNA of Physella acuta, 1008 nucleotides long. RefSeq lists its product as uncharacterized. Gene Ontology annotation, molecular function: transmembrane signaling receptor activity. NCBI's taxonomy places the organism in Eukaryota, Metazoa, Mollusca, Gastropoda, Physidae. Gene Ontology annotation, cellular component: external side of plasma membrane. The record is from RefSeq and is a predicted model, not a curated record. Gene Ontology annotation, biological process: cell surface receptor signaling pathway; immune response.